GAGCAAACUCCAACCACCAGAAGACUAUGCGCAUUAGGAGAUGCAAGAAGCGUACACUGAUGAAGACGUUCAAGACAGGCCUGAUUUGGAGAUGAGUGUUGUCAACAACCCCGAAGAUUAAUGCGAUAUUGAUGGGCCAAGGGUGCAGUUUUGAGGGACGUAUUGUACCUCCAAAAUUUCCGCUGUUGUGCGUCUCGAUGUUCUGCAGCAGUUAAUGAGUGGAUGGUGGGAUCAACAAUUAGGAAAUGUCGUUGUCCCCUCGUCAAGUCUGGAUGAGCGAGCAGUGGCAAAUGAGAUACAGAGGAGAUGCACCCUAUUGGAAGUUGGUUAUCGCAAUCAACUAACAUGAAUGGAUGAUGCUGGAACGGGGCGGGGCUUUGAAGAGUUACAUGGCAGCAGCACCUCUGGCAAAAGAUGUUGCUGGAAUUGUUGACGAUGAGCGGCAGUGGGAACAUGGGUGACGAUGCUCAUCGGAUUUUCCGUCGACGGGGUACACAUUUUCAGUAAAGAAGGGGAGAGGAGUUUAAGUCUGUCAGUGACUGAAAUGCACUCCAUGAGCAGGCAGAGGUAGCGGGUUCAAAGCCCACAAUCACCCACAAUCCCAACAUCCCCCCUCAGUGCGCAGUCCUCUGAGAACAUUACAAGCUCCUACUGCCUACUGAGAAGAGGUUCCGUCUUCGCAGGAAAAUGAAACACAUAAUAAAUCACAGAUUGGGGGAGGGGGGGGGAAAUAGGGCAGAACCAACAGCCAGCUAGGUAGCCAGAUUAGUGAGUGCAGACUCACCACACAAGCACUUUGUGAAACAGAUCAGUGCGCAGUCAAAUGCCUCUGGCAGAAAUGCUACCGUCUUCCGCCGAACACAAUGCACCGUCAUUAUGACUGCAUCGGGAUGGAAAGAUAGCUUGUAUACAUUCAGUAUGGGGUUGCGUUCUGUUCGGGGGAAGAAGGGGAAGACGCUAUCUUCUUCCCCCGAAUACAACGCACGGUCAUUAUAGCUGUAUCAAGACGGAAAGAUGCGUCAAAAACAGCUAUAAUGACCGUACGUUGUAUUCGGGGGAAAAAGGUAGUGUUAGAAUGCACUAAGACAGCCUGCAUGCAUGCGUGCGUGCAUGCGUGCAAAGGGGCAAGCGACGAAGGCAACCUCGAUGCUAAUGUCUGCAGAAUGUGGAGAGUCAGACCGGACUCUCCCAGUGACGAAGCCAUCCAAGCGCAUUGGCGAGCGAAGAGGAGGAGGAGGAUGGGAAGAAGAAGAGGCGGCGGCGGCGGCGGCGCAGGAGGAGGAGGAGGAGACUAUGGGGAAAAGAGAGGAGAAGGAAGACGAAGUUCGAUGCUAAGGUAUGCAGAAAGGAGAGUCCAACGGGACUCUUCCAGUGACGAAGCCAUCCAAGCGCAUUGGCGAGGGAAGAGGAGGAGGAGGAUGGGGAGAAGAAGAGGCAGAAGAGGAGGAGGAGGAGAAGACUAUGGGGAAAACAGAGGAGAGGGAAGAAGAGGAGGAGGACGAGACGAAGAAGAAGAGGAAGAAGAGGAAGAAGAAGGAGGAGAAGGACGAGGAGGCGGAGGAGAAAGCGGAGACAUACGAGACGAAGAAGGAGGAGGAGGCGGCGGCGGCGGCGGAGAUACACGAGACGAAGAAGAAGAAGAAAGGAGAAGGAGAAGAAGAAGAGGGUGAGGGGUUGUAAAAGCAUUCCAGAGAGACGGGCGGUGGGUAGGGAGGUAGGGAGGUAGGGAGGUAGGAAGAGAAGUCAAGAAGGGGUUAAUUUUCGUAUA
Molecule: messenger RNA, 1768 nt
Organism: Chara braunii
Lineage: Eukaryota; Viridiplantae; Streptophyta; Charophyceae; Charales; Characeae
Source: the annotation of a GenBank genome assembly